Molecule: messenger RNA, 3046 nt
Organism: Trichophyton rubrum CBS 118892
Lineage: Eukaryota; Fungi; Ascomycota; Eurotiomycetes; Onygenales; Arthrodermataceae
Exons: 2
Coding region: 1382-2854 (490 amino acids)
Biological process (GO): proton transmembrane transport
Cellular component (GO): membrane
Molecular function (GO): antiporter activity
Source: RefSeq, a predicted model, not a curated record
CCUACCUCUACGCAUCGGGCGUCGCCGCAGGGAGGCAUCUUCGACAAGGCGAAUCCGACUCACUAUGACUCCAAGAACCCGCUCGUCAUCUUCAUCAUUCAGGUAGAUAUUUACUUUUACUGGGAGUUGAAGUCGUAGAGAUGUUUUGUAGACUGACAUGUUCUAUAGGCUGGCCUGAUCAUCAUCUUUUGCCGACUGAUACAUAUCCCUCUCUCGCGGAUGCGCCAGCCACGAGUUAUCUCAGAAGUCCUAGGCGGCAUCCUGCUCGGCCCUUCAGUUAUGGGACGUAUACCCGGAUUCCGCGAGACCAUCUUCCCCGAUGCCUCCAUCCCCAAUCUCAACCUGGUGGCAAAUCUAGGACUGGUGCUGUACCUGUUCAUGAUUGGCGUUGAGACAGAUCUCAGAUCGCUGAUAAGUAACUGGAGAGUAGCCGCCAGCGUCUCUGCGGCGGGAAUGUUGCUGCCGUUUGGUCUGGGUUGUGCAAUCGCAUACGGUUUGUACCAUGAGUUUCGGCAGGAGCCUGGCCUGGCGCCCAUCGGGUUUGGAACUUAUUUGCUAUUCAUCGGCAUUGCCAUGGCUAUUACGGCAUUCCCGGUGCUAUGCCGUAUACUGACUGAGCUGGAACUUCUCAGCACCAGAGUCGGAGUCAUCGUGCUGUCUGCCGGCGUGGGCAACGACGUAGUUGGCUGGAUCCUGCUGGCACUCUGUGUAGCCCUGGUCAACGCCAGCACGGGUCUGACAGCCCUAUGGGUGUUACUGACCUGCGUCGGUUUCACGUUGGUGCUUGUGUUUGCCGUCCGCCCCCUGUUUCUCUGGUACCUGAGACGCACCGGCAGUCUGCAUGACGGCCCCAACCAGUCGGUUGUCACUCUCACGCUGCUGUUAGUCCUUUCAGCCGCAUUUUUUACCCAGAUCAUCGGUGUCCAUGCCAUCUUUGGUGGUUUCAUGAUUGGUCUGAUAUGUCCUCAUGAUGGAGGGUUUGCUAUCAAGCUGACGGAGAAGAUUGAGGAUGUGAUUGGUGCUCUUUUCCUGCCGUUGUAUUUUGCUCUUUCGGGAUUGAAUACCAACAUCGGACUGUUGGAUUCGGGAACAGUAUGGGGGUACGUGUUUGGCGUUAUCUUCAUUGCUCUUAUUGCAAAAGUGACGGGUGGUAUGGUUGCGUCGAGGUUGAACGGCCUCUUGUGGAGGGAGAGCUUGACCAUUGGUGUGCUUAUGAGUUGUAAGGGUCUGGUCGAGCUCAUCGUCCUGGUAAGUAGCCCUUUUUUUUUCCAAGUAUUCUGGUUAUGCCGAGACGACGGCUAAUUAUAUUGUUUGGUGCCGGCAGAACAUUGGACUCCAGGCCAAGAUCCUGAGCCCCAGGACGUUCACUAUCUUUGUCGUCAUGGCACUGGUGACAACCUUUGUGACUACCCCAGUGGUCUCCUACCUGUAUCCUCCCUCGUAUCAGAUCAAGGUCGAGCGCUGGCGCCGCGGCGAGAUCGAUUGGGAAGGAAACGUUCUUGACUCCGAGCAUGACCCGCACAGCGGCGCAGACAGCAUUAGCCGACAAAAGUCACAGGGCGCGUCUGUCCGCAAGCUGAUGAUAUACCUCAGGCUAGACAGCCUGCCAAGUCUCUUCACCUUCGUAUCGUUGCUUGGGGCUGGAGACAGACCAGACCCAGUCGCCUCUCGGACCCAUCAUGCCCAUACCAAUAAUAAUAACGAUGGCGAGGACGGUGAGGAGGCAGAAGGAAGACGACCCGAGAGUGCGAGAAGAGCCAACAUCAGGCCUAUCGAGGUUCAUGCAGUGCGCCUGGUCGAGCUGACUGAUCGAGACUCCAGUGUGAUGAAGGUGUCUGAGGUGCAGGAUUCCAACUACAGCUUCAGUGACCCGAUCCUCAACGCCUUCCGCACCUUUGGCCAGCUGUACAAAGUGGCAGUAUCCGGGGGCGUGGUUAUAGCGCCUGAGCACGCCUAUGCCGAGACGCUGGUCAACAAGGCGCGCGACUGUGCCUCUGACCUGGUGCUGGUACCGUGGAGCGAGACGGGAGGCAUGAGCGAGAGACAGAUCCCGCUGCUUGAUGACAAGAGCGAGAAGUUCUCUACCGGCCCUCACAGCUCGUUCAUCUUCAACAUCCUGAAGAACUCGAGGAGUAAUGUUGGUAUCUUUAUCAACAAGGGGUUCGGGGGCGCCGGACUAGCACGUCCCAAGCCAGGCGAGAUAUCAAGAACAUUCAGCGGACACAACACGUAUCGAACGAAUGAUCUUGCCAUGAGCCCAUCUCCUGACCGCGGCCAUCACAUCUUCAUGCCUUAUUUUGGCGGUCCAGACGACCACUUUGCGUUGCGGCUCGUUCUUCAACUGGCUAACAACUCAUCCAUCACUGCAACCAUUGCAUAUAUGAAUGUCAUCAACAAUGCGCCAACGCCGCCGCAGCAGCAGCAACAGGAGAAGGACGCCGACGAGACCUUCUAUCGGUCGAUCCGCGACUCUGUGCCUCCCGAGCUGCGUCCUCGUGUCGUGUUCCAGACGGUCGAUUGUGCAUCGUCGUCGGCGUCGUGCAACGCACUGCUGGCCACCACCCGCGAAACUGCCGCUCAGGACCUGGCCCAGAGCACCAGCAGCAGCAACGGCAACCUGGUCGUCGUCGGCCGCAACAGCCUGGCCAUGAACACACCAGCACCGGCCGCUGCUGCUGCAACAGGUUCUCCCUCUGUGGCACCCCGGCCGUCUUCCUCUUCUGCUGCCUCUGCUUCGGCCUCCCCUGAGUUUGGCCAUGAGGCAAAGAAGGCGAUUGGCGUCCUGGGCGAGGCGAUGGCAGGGAAGGCCUACGGCAUCGACGCCAGCGUCCUCAUCGUCCAGGCCAGUCACUAGCUAUCUCAUCUUUCUUCUCUGCCAACUUUCCAUCUGUGACACUCUAGCAUUAUUAGCAUGAAAUUUAUUGACCGUCCCAUGAAACUCAGGCUUAUUCUUUUAAACUCUUCGGCAAGAUCGUAACCUAUCCACGGAAACAAACACGCGGAGUAAAAAGGUUAGACACAGGCCGGCCUGUUGCAUCGGCGAAUA